Molecule: messenger RNA, 951 nt
Organism: Akanthomyces muscarius
Lineage: Eukaryota; Fungi; Ascomycota; Sordariomycetes; Hypocreales; Cordycipitaceae
Exons: 6
Coding region: 1-951 (316 amino acids)
Source: RefSeq, a predicted model, not a curated record
AUGAAAUAUGCCAUCAGUGUGCAUCUCGCAUCCUCACAUUCCCAGCUUGUCGGCAGCGUACCCGCUACUGAGGGUCUACGUACGCGCUUGGCACCCGCGCCGUCCCGAGGCAAUAGCAUUCAAGCCCCCCACGACGAAGCAGUCUGGCCGAGAACAAUGCCCUGCUCCGCCCUUGGCGUGUCGCCCGCCAACCUCACCGAGACAGACAAACUGCAGUACGCGGCCAUUGAGCGAGCUCAGCUUGAGAAGCUCACUCAGAUUAUCGACGCGCUGGGCAAAAUCGAAGUGCCGACUAUCAGAAAAGAUGCACUCAGCGGCCUGUCUAUAGCUCUGGGUGCGCAGCUCAACGUGGACGAAAGCCCAAGCUCCCUGUCGGAUAUCUCUGAAACAUUUUUUGGGCCUUGCGACUGGCCGCUUGAGGUUCUGCAUUCCCGAAAACAUCACGCUCUGGCUCCGGCAGUGCCUGCACACAUUAGGCCACAUGGCACCGGAUCUAUGGGGCUUCUACUGCUCUCCAGGCUCUAUCCGAUCCGCAAUCGGACUGCGUGUACCUUUUCGCUACUUCCACCCACGGCCCUGGCGCGCUGCGCCAUAUCACCAAUACUACGCACACUCUGCGAAGCUGAGGCGGCCGCCGCGCUGGUCAAGUUUCAGCUCGAAGACGGCAGCUACACAGAUCACCAUACCAAGCCGGUCCUCGUCGCGACGAUUCUGCGAAACCAGACCGCUCGUCUCACGCAGGCUUGCUUCGACGGCAAGCAGAACAUGCUCGUCAUGCGCCAAUCGCGCACGCUCGAUCUGUCAGGGGCGGCGCCGAGCCCAGACGCGUGGACGCUGCUGCGAUGGAUUGCUAGCCAGCCAGUUGGCGAAACCCGGUACGCCACAGGAGACGCCAAAGAGGGCACCUGCGGCGAUGACCCUGCCAACCUUGCUCCCCGAAUAGCGGUCUAA